Molecule: messenger RNA, 3972 nt
Organism: Bombina bombina (fire-bellied toad)
Lineage: Eukaryota; Metazoa; Chordata; Amphibia; Anura; Bombinatoridae
Product: phosphatidylinositol 5-phosphate 4-kinase type-2 alpha
Exons: 10
Coding region: 689-1906 (405 amino acids)
Biological process (GO): phosphatidylinositol metabolic process
Molecular function (GO): phosphatidylinositol kinase activity
Source: RefSeq, a predicted model, not a curated record
GGGCUGCAGCCUGCCGGAAGCAUUGAGAAAAUGCAGCCAGAAAUACAAGCAGCAGCAGCAAGGACUGGAGGGUAGCAAUGUCAGAGAGUUGCAGUGCGGAUCCCAGUAAGACGUGGCCCUGCUUGCUAGGGGGGAGUGGUGGAGGCUGUGGACUGCAGGGAGGGCUCUGGCUGCAGUAGGAGGUAAAGAGAGCUGCAAACAGCAAGGAGGCUGUGUGUGGGUGUGCAAGCAGCUAUCAUUAUCAGAAGCCUAUCUCUUGUGCAGCAGCAUCUGUGCAUCCUUUUGCUGUCACCCAGAUGGGAAGGGUUAGAUGCACAGGAUAAGACCCGCUCCAGGAAAUAGACUGUAACUGCAGUAAAUCAAAGCCAGGGACAUAAAGGCAAAAUAAAGUGCCAGAUCUGUGUUGGAUAUAUGAGAAAAGAGAUAGAAGGGGGAACGCCUACAGAGAUCAUACAGACAUCUCUCUCCCUUCAAGAGUCUUUCCUUUCUGGGCUGGGUUAAUAAAAAAAAACCCUGGCUUGCAUUUGCUGUCUGGACUGUUUUUUUCUCUUUCUUAUGCAUCAGCAGAAAACUUUCCAGGAUUUUAAGGGUUGGAUUCAGAUUUAGAAGCUGCAGAACCCCUUCCUACUUUUUACAUUUUUGUUGCAGUGGACAGUGGAAUAUAAUUUAGUGAUUGCAUUGGGCAGUCAUGGCUACAGCCAGCAGUAUUUCCAGCACCAUAGCGAGUAAGACCAAGACUAAGAAGAAGCACUUUGUGGCUCAGAAAGUCAAGCUGUUUCGAGCCAGCGACCCCCUGCUCAGCGUUUUGAUGUGGGGAGUCAACCACUCGAUAAAUGAACUCAGCCAUGUGCAGAUCCCUAUAAUGUUGAUGCCAGAUGACUUCAAAGCCUACUCCAAAAUCAAGGUGGACAAUCACCUUUUUAACAAAGAAAACAUGCCGAGCCACUUCAAAUUUAAAGAAUACUGUCCAAUGGUCUUCCGAAACCUGAGGGAGAGGUUUGGAAUUGACGAUCAAGACUUUCAGAACUCAUUGACACGGUGUGCACCACUAGCUAAUGACUCCCAAGCCCGCAGUGGCGCAAGAUUUCAUACGUCCUGUGACAAGAGGUACAUCAUAAAAACUAUUACAAGUGAAGAUGUAGCUGAGAUGCACAAUAUCCUCAAGAAAUACCAUCAGUUUAUCGUGGAAUGCCAUGGAAAUACACUUCUGCCUCAGUUUUUGGGCAUGUAUCGACUAAAUGUAGAUGGAGUUGAGACUUACAUGAUUGUCACAAGGAAUGUGUUUAGCCAUCGGCUCUCUGUGUACAGGAAGUAUGAUUUAAAGGGUUCCACUGUGGCAAGAGAAGCUAGCGACAAAGAAAAGGCUAAAGAGUUACCAACGUACAAAGACAAUGAUUUUAUAAAUGAUGGUCAGAAGAUACAUAUUGAUGAGAACAACAAAAAGAUGUUUCUAGAAAAACUUAAGAAAGAUGUGGAGUUUCUAGCACAGCUGAAACUUAUGGACUACAGUCUCUUGGUGGGAAUCCAUGACGUGGAAAGGGCUGAGCAGGAAGAAGUUGAGAGUGAAGAUAAUGAAGGAGAGGAUGAAGUUGAGAGUGAUGGAACCCACCCAGUUGGCACUCCCCCCGAUAGCCCAGGGAAUACGCUGAACAGUGUGCGGCUGCUGGCUCCUGGAGAGUUUGAUCCAACUAUUGAUGUAUACGGAAUUAAAAGCCAUGACAAUGCACCUAGGAAAGAAGUUUACUUCAUGGCCAUUAUUGACAUUUUAACACAUUAUGAUGCAAAAAAGAAAGCAGCUCAUGCCGCAAAAACAGUUAAACAUGGUGCCGGUGCAGAAAUUUCCACUGUUAACCCAGAACAGUAUUCUAAGCGAUUCUUGGACUUUAUUAACAACAUCCUGACGUAACGUCAGAGCAAACGCAAAAAUGAGGACAGGCUUUGGUGCAACAUGGAUGAAAACGCAGGCAGUACUUGCUGUAACUAUUGCUCACCAUGCUGUGAAGAUCCCCAUAAUUUACAUCUUCUGGUAAAGAUGAUACAGGGAUUUAAAACUUCAGUUGCUUCCUGGAACAGUCCCAGUUAAUUCUUUCAUUUUUUAAGGGGGGUGGGCAUUAUCACCAAAGUGAGCUACUAAGGAAAUGCACAGAUUCCACUGAGGAAGAGCUUGGUACUACAUCCUGCACAACAAUGCAUGAGAAAAUGAUGGAACUAAUAUCAAGUGGUAAACUGUAGAUCAGUUUAUUUUAUUUUUUGGUUUUUAAGACUUAGUGGGGACAAGGCAGUAUUCAUUGCAAAGAGAAAAGGAACGGUAAACUUUCUUUUUCUUCCGCUUUCUGCAACAUUCAAAUGCCUACGCACAGCUAACGCUUAAAAAAAGAUAAAACAAAGCAAGAAUACCUGAAAAUGAGCUACGAGACAUGAUACAGUGCUUCAAUGCAAAGGAGGACAGACAGCUAGACACUUCAUUUUCAUAAUUUCAGCUUGUAACUGGUGAUACCAUCAUUAAUUCUGUGUAUGCGUCUGUACAAUUGUAUCACAGUAACCUGCACAUCACUUUAAUUAAGACCAUUUUUGUCGUAGGAGGGUUAUUGUACCAUCCACUUUAUUGUUACAAAACGAAGAACUGCUUGCUGAAAUAUAGAUUUUUAGGCAAUAUGAUUUGAUAACUUGAAACAGCAAAAGGACAUAAAUGGGGUUGGACUUGUAUGUAGUGUUUAUCUUUGCAUGCUUUUUUCAGAUGCAAAGGCAUUUAUUGUUUUUGCUGCAAGAGGAUUGAUUCCUUUUUGCAAAGCAUUCAGGUCCUUACUAGUAAGGGAAUGGUGCGCUUGCUUUUAUUCUUUGUUGGGGGGACAUUUUGGGAGUUUAUUGUUUACAUUGGAAGGAGAAUAAGGGUGUUUUUGUUCAUGUUUCCAGUAUGUUGUUUUAAUGUAUGUACCUAAAGUUACUAUUAUGCAGUAGAGACAAAUUAUUGUGUUACUGAAGCAGACUCAGUGUUAGGUCACUUUCCUUUAACCCCUUGCUGCCAACUCCAGCAGCAAAUGGGAUUAAAGAGAUAUUGUUGUUGUCCAAAUGAAUGUAUUUGUCUAGAGGCUUUUAAAUGAAAAUAUUUCCUUAAGAAAAAAACUCUUGUAAACUGAUAAAAUAACCAUACCCUGAUAUUUAAUGGGAAAUAUUCUGCAUAUUCACUUUUUACUUCCUAGGACUGCUAAAGGCACUGGCACCACAAAAUAGUUGUUUGUUUGUUUUUCCUUCUGUUUAACAGUAGCUCUUCCAGUAUGGAGUAGGAAUCGUGAUAUUCCAUCUUGGGCCACAUUGAGCUCAGGGGAAGAGCAGAAUACGUGUCGCUCACAGCUUCUCGUUACCAUAUGAUUUUGUUCAUUUUAAUGGUUUCACAACCUAUUAAAUAGGUUGCUCUAAGAAAACAUAAUUGACUUCUCUGAUUUACAUUAUAACCCACCAAAGAGAUCCACUCACAAUCUCAACAAGCACACAUUUAAUUUAAUGGGUUUGUGGUCUAAACAAUUUAAACCAAAUAUGCUUUCAUUGCUUUAUUGUAAAUUGGAGGCACCCAAGACAAACAUUAAAGCUUAUACAGAUGUAAAGUUAUCCAAUAGUCACUACUGGAAGAACUUUACAUCUAGUGAACUGAUAUGUGUGUCUUAGAAGUGUUUGCAAUGUAUAACCUAUGAUGGCCCACUAAACAGUAUGACAAGCAAUUGAAAAUAAUGAAUGAGAAAAGCCUUUACAAUUUCUGUUAUGGACAUUGUUCUUUAUAAUGGGGAGAGAUGAGCCUAUUAUAUGGUUCAUAGGAAUUACAAAGAACUCUCCUCUUAAAGGGAUAGUCUAGUCAAAAUUAAACUUUCACGAUUCAGAUAGAACAUGCAAUUUUAUGUAACUUUCUAAUUUACUCCUAAUAUCAAUGUUUCUUUGGUCUCUUGGUUUCUUUAUUUGAAAAGGCUGGAAAGUAAGCUU